Marasmius oreades (fairy-ring Marasmius) is the source of this 1440-nucleotide messenger RNA. RefSeq lists its product as uncharacterized. Bases 108 to 995 code for a protein of 295 amino acids. The transcript has 2 exons. NCBI's taxonomy places the organism in Eukaryota, Fungi, Basidiomycota, Agaricomycetes, Agaricales, Marasmiaceae. The record is from RefSeq and is a predicted model, not a curated record.
CGCCUGCUUAACGUUUUCCCACUUUUUACCUCGUCUACAUUUGCCUUUACGACAACCAGUCCGUUCCUUUAUUCCUUCCUAUCAUUCACCCUCCAAUCACCCACAAAAUGCUCCAUUCUCUCGCCAUUGUUUCUCUACUCGGCCCUGUCGUGCUCGCUCUUUCGGUUGCGAACGUGAGCCCGACAUGCGGUAGUUUCUUGAACUCGCUUGAUGCCGACGACUCCUUGAAAGACUGCACUUCAAGCUUAGCCAAUGCGACAGCAGCAUAUGGCGCCGCGAAGGACAACAGUAAACCCAUCACCAAGGACAGUAUCACAAGCACCCUCGACUCGAUCUGCAAGCCCAACGUCGGUUGCUCAGAUACCGUGAUGAAAGCCAAACUCUCCCAAUUCUACGCUAAUUGCGGUCCGGAGUUGACGACGAAUAAUAACAACGAUGUCAUUGAGCUGUACGAUACCGUCUACAGCUAUAUCCCGUUAAAGCAGUCGAUAUGCACCAAGGACGACAGUGGCACGUACUGUGUCCUGAAAACUUCUAACGUUGUCCAGUCUCAGCCAACAGUGUUGACCAAACUUCAACAGUACCUCUGGAACACGGGCCCGAGCGCCCUGUCCAAGCGGGCUGACUCUGCCGCCCCUAAUAUGUCGACCCUUUCCACAACCAACACUGCCUUCCUUUUACUCUCCGCCUCGCUCGACUACAACACUCUCUGCACAUCGUGCACUCGUAACAUCAUGACCAAGUACAUGUCAUGGCAGUCCGACUCGCUCUAUGCCCCUGGCUUGCAAGCCAGUCUGCUUCUCAGCGGAGAGACCACGCUCUACGAGGGCAUCACAAAGACCUGCGGUCCUCAGUUCAUGUCGUCGAGCGUCCAAGCUGCUGGUGGUCUGGGCAAGGGUUCAAGCUCAAGUAAUGGCUCGUUGAAGACCUUCGGUCUCGAUCUCCUCGCCGUUUCCAUCAGCGUUGUUACCAUGGCCUUCGCUACCACUCUUUAAAGGUUCAUCUUACCACUCACGAUCUACUCCUCCCUACCAGCAGACGAGGCGGUGGGGAGGGUAGUCGUGACGUUUUUUUAUUUGUUUACGUAUUCAUAGAUGGGGUUUCUAUUAUUUAAAUCGUAUCAAAUCUUUUUUUUCUACUUGAUGGAUAUACCCACGGAGUGGUCAUAGUACCUUGGGCAAUGGGCACAUUCAUGGUCUUGUAGUAUCUUAAUUUUUCCUCAGCUUUCCCUUUCGGCGCAAAGGUUGUUUGUCACUACUGCAAGGAAUUUUUGAAUGUGUUCUUGUUUCACAUUCUGUGCUCUGUAACUCUCAGCCUUAAUGUCAGCCUUUACGUUUCCUGGAGAUAGGCACGACAACUUACAAAACCGUUCACUUGGCGUUCACCUGGAUGCCUUACCGUGCGCUCGACCCGGGUAGAGUUUAGCUGCUACCUCACUUU